UUUCUACAGGUGUUAAAUAUUUAAUGAGGGGAUUAAAUUGAAAGGUAUUUAAGAAAAGGGUGGGUCACCUUGACCCUACAUAAAGCCUGUGUCUUGGGAGCUGCUCAGUUACUCUCUGAUCUCCGUGGAGUCCAGGUCUUCUACCCAAGAUGAAUUCGGAUGGCACUUCAGGUGGUUUGGUUUAAAAACUACAGAGUAAAACAGAGAAAACUAGAUUAUAAAUCCUUCUCAGAAAAAGAUCAAACCCAGAGGCAUGACCAGUCCCAGCAUCUGACUCAAGAAUACUUACCAAAAGAAGCCCGGCAAAAUCAGACCUUCAUCACAUGGACUCAAAAAAAAAACAAACUAGUGCAAGCCUUUGAGAGGAACCCAUUCCCUGAUAUUGCCACCAGGAAAAAACUGGCUGAACAAACAGGCCUGCAGGAAUCAAGAAUUCAAAUGUGGUUUCAAAAACAAAGAUCUCUGUACCCCAAGAAUUGCAGAAGGGAGCCCAUAAAUUUAUUGGUAGAUGACCCAAACGAGAGACCACAUACAACUGUUGGGUGGCAUCCAGUCAACCUGUUCAUCCUCACGGACACCUCUCAUUAUUUUUCUUCCUCAAAUUCUUCCAGCGGGCACCAAACUCUUCUACCUGUUCUUCCUUCAACCCAGGCGCCUUGGGAUUCCUUCAGGGUCCAUGUGAGCCAAGGACCAAAUGUCAUGAUCAUGCAGCCCACACAAGCUGUGCAGGAAGUAGAGAACUCUGAUCAGCCUCUGAUACUUCCGCAUCACAUCCUGACACUGCCAAUUCUGAAAAAGGACUUAGAUACUCUGACUCCCUUCUGGCUCCAAUACCAAGAAGAACACCAGAAUCACAAAGAACACACGGGCUCAGGAGUACCACAGUUCAAGAGCCAUUCGCAGCCUGAACCUGAGCACAGGGAGGAACAACCUCUGAAUCUGGGUCAGCUUGACAUAUCGAACAUUUUGCAAAGGUGGGACAAGAUCUGCCAGGCUCUGCUUGCAGAAUGGGACCCUCUCAAAAGGACACACUGAGUCAGACUUGUGGCAGCAGCAGGCACGCUCAGCUGA
Messenger RNA from Rhinopithecus roxellana (golden snub-nosed monkey), 1071 nucleotides. It is a transcript of the gene DUXB, whose product is annotated as double homeobox B. The record is from RefSeq and is a predicted model, not a curated record. Lineage: Eukaryota; Metazoa; Chordata; Mammalia; Primates; Cercopithecidae. Gene Ontology annotation, molecular function: DNA binding. Bases 160 to 1035 code for a protein of 291 amino acids. The transcript is spliced from 4 exons.